Polyodon spathula (Mississippi paddlefish) is the source of this 923-nucleotide messenger RNA. Its product is annotated as ubiquitin-conjugating enzyme E2 R1-like. Gene Ontology annotation, biological process: ubiquitin-dependent protein catabolic process; protein polyubiquitination. The record is from RefSeq and is a predicted model, not a curated record. The transcript has 5 exons. Gene Ontology annotation, molecular function: ubiquitin conjugating enzyme activity. The coding region runs from base 72 to 782 and encodes 236 amino acids. NCBI's taxonomy places the organism in Eukaryota, Metazoa, Chordata, Actinopteri, Acipenseriformes, Polyodontidae.
CUUUAGACGCACCGCCGUGUUGCUGUUAAUCGUUAAAGGAGGACAGUGAUAGUAGUCACCGGGGCAGUCGGAUGGCUCACCGCGGACAGUCCGGGGCCGGCUCUCAGAAGACCCUCAUGUUGGAGAUGAGGAAUCUGCAGGAAGAGCCAGUCGAGGGCUUCAGGAUCACUUUAGUGGACGAAGCGGAUUUAUACAACUGGGAAGUGGCAAUCUUCGGACCCCCAAACACUCACUACGAGGGCGGGUAUUUUAAGGCUCGUAUUAAAUUCCCGGUUGACUACCCCUACUCUCCACCAGCUUUCAGAUUCCUGACCAAGAUGUGGCAUCCCAACAUCUAUGAGAACGGCGACGUGUGCAUCUCCAUCCUCCACCCCCCCGUGGACGACCCUCAGAGCGGAGAGCUGGCUUCGGAGAGAUGGAACCCCACCCAGAACGUCAGGACCAUCCUGCUCAGCGUGAUCUCCCUCCUCAACGAGCCCAACACCUUCUCCCCGGCCAACGUGGACGCCUCCGUCAUGUAUAGGAAGUGGAGGGACAGCAAGGGGAAGGACCGGGAAUACGCGGAAAUUAUCAGGAAGCAGGUCCUGGCGACGAAGGCGGAGGCAGAGCGUGACGGGGUGAAGGUCCCCACCACGCUGGCAGAGUACUGCGUGCAGACGAAGGCGCCAGCGCUGGACGAGGGCUCGGAUCUCUUCUACGAUGACUAUUACGACGACGAGAUGGACGAGGACGAGGAGGACUGCUGCUAUGUGGAGGACGACUCUGGAACGGAGGAGUCGUGAUGCCGGACGCGCUUAGAAUAAAAAGAACAGACUGAAAUAGACAGACUCGUGCGCAAAAAAAAAAGCAACUUCUUUUUUUUUUUUAUUUUAAAAGGAAACGACAACUUUGGAUUUAAAAACACAAACCAUUUUUCUUACUUA